Messenger RNA from Folsomia candida, 959 nucleotides. RefSeq lists its product as uncharacterized. Bases 158 to 820 code for a protein of 220 amino acids. Gene Ontology annotation, molecular function: ubiquitin protein ligase activity; ubiquitin conjugating enzyme binding. Gene Ontology annotation, biological process: proteasome-mediated ubiquitin-dependent protein catabolic process; multicellular organism development. Gene Ontology annotation, cellular component: cytoplasm. The transcript is spliced from 3 exons. The record is from RefSeq and is a predicted model, not a curated record. NCBI's taxonomy places the organism in Eukaryota, Metazoa, Arthropoda, Collembola, Entomobryomorpha, Isotomidae.
GCUACAUAGUUUUAAAGGACGACUCACUGCAUGCAUGUAAAAAGGGUUAACUACCCCUUCAUUUCGUUUAUCGGACAAAGGAAAGUCACAGCUUCGGACUGCUACUAUCUGGCUGCAUUUUUUUGUUAUACACAAAUUUGGAAAGGAAUUCAGCGAAAUGUCUCACUCUGGGUUUCCUGAGCUAAUGGCACACUUGGAAUGUCCAGUUUGUCUGGACACCUUCUCCGGCCGGGUCCUCCAGUGCAAAAAUGGGCACAACAUCUGCGCCGAACACGCCCCCAAGCUACGAAAGAAAUGUCCCGUCUGCCGCACUUCGUAUGGACGAUACUCCUGUCGAAAUUUACUGGCCGAAAAUCUCGCCGCUCUUCAGACCAAGAAUUGGAUUGACCAAGAAAAUCCCCGUGUUCAAGAUAGGCGUCGCUUUUGGGAUGCUCACCCAGCAAUGGACCGGAAUGUGACGAACAACGAUGACGAAUCUUCCCGCGUCGGUGAUUCUUCUUCGAACGACGAAUCUUCGUCGGGCGAUGAAUCCUCUGAGAGCGACGAAUCUUUUGCGGGUGACGAAUUUCUUGCGAGGAGGGACAAUUGCCAGGUGUUUUUUUUCCUCGUAUUACCCGUCAUUGUCGAGUGUUUAACUGGCAAAAUAUUUAAACUCAAACAUUUCAUAAGGGUGUAUAUCGAUACGUUGACAACUCUGAUUAGCAUUGUGUUUAAAAUAUUUCCAAGUUUUAUAUGGUCGACAGUUCGCUUGGGAAUUGCACAUGCCCCGUAUUCAGGCUGGUUUAGAGGUGUCGCCAUAAUGAAAAUUUUUGCACAGUGAAAUUUUGCAGAGUUGAGCGAUCCUUUGGAGGAUUAGGAAUUGAGAUUCUCAUCCUUCAUUAUUCAACUUUUAUACCAAAAUUGAUUUAAAAACGUAAUGCCACACUUCUAAAAAUGACGAAUUUCAGAGGCAGAGUGGU